Oldenlandia corymbosa var. corymbosa is the source of this 1222-nucleotide messenger RNA. Lineage: Eukaryota; Viridiplantae; Streptophyta; Magnoliopsida; Gentianales; Rubiaceae. The record is from the annotation of a GenBank genome assembly.
AUUGCAUCUCAAUACCCUCAUGAUGAUUCAUAGGAUUAUCUUGUGUACCACCUUCUUUCUUCUUUUUACUUUUCCUUGUUUAGUCUUUUCUAAUAAUCCAACCGCCUUUUCGCCUGGAAGAAAUAUACGCAUUUCUGCAAUUCAAACGCUCCAAUUACCAUCGAAUACUGCAUCCACGGGAGCCUUGACUUUUGGUUUGUUUAAUGGAAGUAUGUACACAGGUACUAUUGAUGGUAGGAUAUUGAAGUACAACAAGUUUCGUGGAACUUUCGAAGAUUUUGCCUAUACUUCACCUGAUAGGACCAAUGCAUACUGCGAUGGAACAACUGACAUUGGAAGGUCACACAUAUGUGGUUUUCCUAAAACAUUCAGUACUGACAAAAUUACAGGGAAAAUAUAUGUCAUUGAUUCAAACCUAGGACUUUCAGAAGUGGGGUUUUCUGGAGGGCUUGCUACUACUUUAGUUCCUUCUAGAGAUGGUGUACCCUACCACCUACUUCUUGGGGUAGAUGCUGCUACAAAUCGCAAAGUUUACUUCACUGAUGGCUCCAGUAUAUAUGGUUUAAAGGAUUUGAAUGUUUCCGUAGUGACCGGUGACUCCUCCGGAAAAUUGUUGGAAUACGACACCAGAACGAAAGUUGUGACGGAGUUGCUGACAGGACUGGCAGGUCCGGCCGGGGUGGUCUCGGAUCCGGUUGCCUCUUAUCUCCUUGUUUCAGAGUUCACCGGAAAGAGAAUCCGAAAGUACUACAUAAAGGGACCAAAAGCUGGUACUUCCGAAGUUAUCUUAACGUUUUUGGGUAAUCCAGACGUGAUUACGAGAAUUAAGGGCGAAGAAAAUUUCUGGGUUGCGGUCAACAACCCGAGUAGUGAAAUCCCCGUGGUUCCUUUAGCCAUCAAGUUUAGUUCCGCCGGCGAAGUACUAGCAAUGUUGCAGCUCGUCGGGGAGUUCAAACAGAGGAUUACUAUUGUCUUUCAACAAGGAAAUCAACUGUUUGUUGCGGGACUCAACGUAACAUAUAUUGUCAAGUACAACUUGGAAUAUUCUUAGUAUAAGUUUAAUAAACAUGUUAAAGAGAUCUGUAACAUGUUGGUGUUUAAGUAUGGGGAAUGAUUAAAGGUUUAUUUUGACGUUGGUUUAGUUUCCAUUGUCAAUGUCAUAUAUACUCUUAAAAGUUCCCAUAACACAUUACAUUGAUCCUCUCGGGUUGAUAAUGUUUUU